AUGUCCGGCGCCUACCGCGCCCUCGUCGCCGUCACCGCCAGGUCAAGAUUCGCCAUGUUCGCCUUCACCGCGUCCGUCAUGGUGGCUCUACCGCUCCUCGGGACGAAGCUGAUCAUGGGCGCGACGAACCCAGAGCAAGACACAGAGCGCGAGAACGUGUUGCGGAAGCGUCACGGGAUGGAUUCGCGAGCGAGGACGAAUCGACAGCGCGCGGAUUUGAUGCACAUGCUGCGAGACGCGAGCGAGGGUGGAGAGAAGAUGGACGCGCGAUGGAAGUCGGCGCUCGGCGUGCGGAAGUGA
Molecule: messenger RNA, 300 nt
Organism: Ostreococcus tauri
Lineage: Eukaryota; Viridiplantae; Chlorophyta; Mamiellophyceae; Mamiellales; Bathycoccaceae
Product: unnamed product
Exons: 1
Coding region: 1-300 (99 amino acids)
Source: RefSeq, a predicted model, not a curated record